Molecule: messenger RNA, 854 nt
Organism: Poecilia latipinna (sailfin molly)
Lineage: Eukaryota; Metazoa; Chordata; Actinopteri; Cyprinodontiformes; Poeciliidae
Product: lithostathine-1-alpha-like
Exons: 2
Coding region: 125-547 (140 amino acids)
Source: RefSeq, a predicted model, not a curated record
AAGUGAUUCCUCAUACAUUGGUCUGUUCAGAGACACCUGGAGGUGGUCAGAUGGAAGCAGUUUCUCUUUCAGACACUGGAAUAAAAACUUUAACGAUCAGAUAAUCAACAGUGGUCAAUGUGCCAUGACUAAGUUUGAUGGUGAAGGCAGAUGGACGAAUGUGAGCUGUGAUAAUAAAAAACCCUUCAUCUGUUAUGAUGAUAAAUUUAUCCUGAUCAAAGAAAAUAAAACCUGGGAGGACGCCUUGUACUACUGCAGAGAUCACCACCAUGACCUGGUCACCAUCACCAACAUGGAUGAUCAGAGAUGGAUCCAGGAGAAAGUCAAGAACGCAUCAACUCCUUUUGUCUGGAUGGGUCUGCGUUACACCUGCACUCUGGAUUUGUGGUUCUGGGUCAGUGAUGAGGUGGUCAGAUAUAAGAACUGGGCUUUAGAUGGACAGAUGGACGACUGUGACAUGUCUGGAGCCAUGGAGACGGGAGGAGGACAUCAAUGGAAAAAGAAAAAGGAUACUGAGAAGUUUAAUUUCAUCUGUUCUAAGAAUUAAAUCUGAAACUGUCCCCUGUGAGAAUCUAUUUCCUCUGUUUUCAUCGUUGUUUUGCUUCAUGUUUAUUUCGAAUCAUGAUUUGUUGUUACAUAUGUCAUAUAAUAUGAACUGUUGUGCAUUAUGUGAAAGAAUUACCAGGACAUUUUAAACACUUAUGAUUAACUAAGUUACCUUGGAGUGAGUUUGCUUUACUUUUUCAGUUUUCUUUAUCACAUGUUGAAGGAACAUUCAAACAAACUAGAGCCGCUAUGGUCUAGUUUACAUUUAGCUCCUAAUUUUACUGCAAUGUUUUGUUGUUUUUUCUUUU